Paramecium sonneborni is the source of this 1332-nucleotide messenger RNA. The record is from the annotation of a GenBank genome assembly. Lineage: Eukaryota; Ciliophora; Oligohymenophorea; Peniculida; Parameciidae.
AUGAUUAAAUUUUAGAAAUUAGAUACUUAAUAGAAUAGCUCAUAAAAUAUCAAAGUUUAAUCUCCAAAAAAUAAAAUGAUUUUUUUAAUGCUUCCAACCCCUGUAGGAAUUGAAACUCAAGCAUAGAAUAUUUUUUCAGGCUCAUCAGAAUUAUUAAAAGUCUUGCCUAACCAUGAUAAAGGGCCUAAAAUAGAUAAAAAAGGUUAAAUUAUUAAACAUACCCUUGUUGGCUCAGCACAAUAAUUUUAAUAAGAAAAAUAACGAAGACUUAAUGAGAAUAAAAAACAUUUUUUAAAAAUGAAAACACAGUUUCUAUCCGAUGGAGAUUCUUAGCCUGCAGUUAAUAACAGUUAUUCAAAAUGUAAAUUGAAAUUUUAUUGUAAUAUUAGUAACAGAAUUUGGAUCUAAUAAAGAAUAACCUAAGAAAUCUCCUCAUAAAAUAAAAUCUAAAGAAUUUUAAAUUAUAUAAUUAAAUGAAGAAUAGGUAUAAUAAGAAAUUAUAGAAGUUGAAAGAAGAGUUAAGACUAAUUAAAUUGAAGUAAUAUUGUUCUCCUAAAAUUAAGACAUUAAAGCUAAAUUAAGAGGUCAAAAGUAAGCUAAAUAAAGGUGAUUAAUUAAAAAUGGACAAAACUGAAAGAGCUCUAAUAAAUUAUUAAAAUACUGUAGAAAAUUGGGAGACAUCUAAAUCAAAAGUUAGCUCUCGUAUAGAAAGAAAAUAAGGUUAUUCAAUGAAUGAAAAAAUAGAUUAAUUUAGAGUGAAACAAGAAUUUAGAUAAUUACUUGAACACUUAACUCCUAUUGAAUAAAAAUUAGGGAAAAACUUUUGGGUAAGUAUUUAUAAUUAUAUAGAAAUAAGGACUUAGAACUUAGGAAUUUUAAUUAAAUAAAAAAUAUCCUUAUAAUUUAGAAGAAGAUUCAAAAUAUUAAAUUGAUUCUAAACCGCCAGUUAUUGAAAUAGUUAGAAGACCUAAUUCCUGUGUAAAAGAUUAUCUUCCUUAUUCAACAUUCACAUCACGCUUCUAUCUGAAUAAAAAAAUAAAAGAAAAUUAAAAUAUGUUUGAGAAAUUAUUACCUUAAAAUAUUGAAAAGAUUGAUCAUCUUUAAUUAGAAGGAUAAAAUAUUCUAAAUUAAGAAAUUAAUUCAGUUCGAAAUCCCAGGGAUAGUUUUGUUAAAAUUACAAAUAUAAUCAAUAAUGUGGAUUCGAAAACUUAUAUAAAAAAAAUCCCUAUAUAAUAAGAAUUGUUACAACCAGAUGAAAUUAUCGAAUCAAAUUAUAAUAAAAAAUACAUAAUUAACACUGGUUAAUUUGGAGGUUUAAAAGGGUUUUUUUGA